AUGGAGGAGUUCACAGGUCAAGCAGGGAUGUGUUUGGUGGACGCCGAUGCCAUCCCCACCCUUGGAGCUGCAUUGGCUCAUCGUCAGAACUCGGCCAUCCUUGCAAAUCGGAUCGCCCUCGACGGAGGCGCAGCUGCGAGCGUUGGCUGCCGACAGGCACGACAGGGAGUGUCAACUGGACCCCUCGAUGACGUGUGGUCAACUCGAUCCGCUCUCCUUCUCCAACACUCCUUCGGAUAUUACUCUAUUCACCGGUGCAUCCAGAGGCACUAG
Messenger RNA from Penicillium cataractarum, 273 nucleotides. RefSeq lists its product as uncharacterized. NCBI's taxonomy places the organism in Eukaryota, Fungi, Ascomycota, Eurotiomycetes, Eurotiales, Aspergillaceae. The coding region runs from base 1 to 273 and encodes 90 amino acids. The transcript has 2 exons. The record is from RefSeq and is a predicted model, not a curated record.